AUGCUUCCCACCACCCAAAAAGCAGUAGCAAUCGCCUCCCCCCGCAGCCCACUCAUCCAAAUCACGGUACCCGUGCACGCGCCGUCGCCAUCUGAAAUCACCCUCAGGGUAUCCUACACGGCCUCAACACCACUGGACCUGCAUCGCGCGGACGGCGGUCUCCUCAUCACCACAUAUCCCAGUCAGUCCGGGUCGGGCGGCGCAUCCGGCACCGUCGUCGCCGUGGGCGCAGACGUCCACGCCAUCCAGGUCGGUGACAAAGUCUCCGUCUUCGCCUUCCACGGCGGCAAAGAAGCCAACCACCAGGAAUACAUCACCUGCGCGGCAUACCUGGCGUCCAAGAUCCCUGUCGGCGUCUCGGAGCAGCAGGCGGCCACAGUCAAUGUCAAUCUCUGCACCGUCUUCCACAGCCUCACGCGGGACCUGGGGCUCGCGCUUCCCUGGCCCGCUGAACAACAGCCGCAACGCGGCGAAGCGGUGCUGGUCUGGGGUGCGAGCAGCAGCGUGGGCUUGUACGCCGUGCAGGUGCUCCGCCACUGGGGGUACGCGAACGUCCUGGCCGUGAGCGGCGCAUCACACCACGCCCACCUGGAAGACCUGGGGGCACGGAAGUGUUUUGAUUAUAGGCGCGGGGUGGCGGCGGUGGUGGACGAGAUCUUGGCCGAAGGCAGGACGCCAUUCAUCCUGGAUUGUAUAGGGAGCUUGGAGGGAAGCCUGGCGCCGCUGAAGAGGAUUGCGAGGCGUGGCGAUCGUGUUGCGGUCAUGCUUCCCGUCAUUGUGAGGGAUGCGAGUGUUUCGGAGGAGCCAGUGUAUGAGAUGGACGUUGCCAAGGUUGGCGGGUGGGAGGGGGGCGUUGAGGUCAGGGGGGUGAGGACGCAUUUCUAUCUUGAGAAUGAAUUCUUCAAGGAGCAUCUCCAGCCGGAGAUUGUACCGACGCUGCUUGCGCAGGGUAUCGUUCAGCCAAAUAGAUACAGGGAGAUUGAGGGCAAGAACAUGGUGGAAAGGGCGCAGAAGGCGUUGGAUGAGUUGCGCAAUAGGAGCGUUAGCGGUGAGAGGUUGGUCUGGAGGGUAUCUGAUGACACGCCGUAG
Metarhizium brunneum ARSEF 3297 is the source of this 1089-nucleotide messenger RNA. RefSeq names its product Compactin nonaketide synthase, enoyl reductase component (gene mlcG). Gene Ontology annotation, molecular function: oxidoreductase activity, acting on NAD(P)H. The record is from RefSeq and is a predicted model, not a curated record. NCBI's taxonomy places the organism in Eukaryota, Fungi, Ascomycota, Sordariomycetes, Hypocreales, Clavicipitaceae.